AUGGAUUGGCAACCUGAGGAGGAGGCAUUGAGCAAUUUGGCUCGUUUCCUUCGCGACUCACUCGUUGGAGGAAACAAUCCCGCUCGAGCUAAAGCUGAACAGAUGCUUGCGCAGGCGACGUCUUCACCCGACUACAUCAAUUACAUUACCUACAUCUUUUCCCACCCUCAAAGUCCUCCCUCGUCAGGGAUUCACGACAAUGAGUACCCUACCGUGCGAUUCGCUGCUGGCACGAACGUCAAGACGAAGAUUGCUCUUGCCUACGCCAUGAUAUCCCCUGAAAGUCUUGUCUACGUCAAGUCCGCAGCUUUGCACACUCUGCGCGACCUCGACCGCAACGUCUCAAGAACCGCCGGUAGUAUUAUCACCGAACUGGUGACUCGCGGAGGCUUGUUAGCCUGGCCUGAAAUCGUCAACGAGCUACUCUGUCUCGUUGGCAAUGCCACCGGAAAUGUUCCCAUGCCCGUGCGGGAAGCUGCGAUGGAUGCUCUGUUGAAGGUCUGUGAAGAUAACCGUCGGGUCCUGGACCGUGACUAUUCGGGUCAACGCCCUCUUGAUACAAUCAUUCCGAGCUUGCUGCAGUUCACUUCUAUCGAAAGCCCUAAAAUCCGGUCUACUGCCCUUACCGCCAUUCAUAUCUUCCUACCCUACAAGCCUCAGGCUUUGAUGGCCUCUCUUGAUCAAUUCCUGUCGCAGCUGUUCAGUCUAGCGGGCGAUCAGAACACUCGCGUCCGACAAAUGGUAUGCCAAUCGUUUUCUCAACUGGUAGAAUUCGCCCCAGAGAAGUUGGCCCCGCAUAUGGAAGGGUUAGUUGACUACAUUAUCAUUCAGCAGCAAUCUCAGGAUGAUCCAGAGCUUGCGCUUGAUGCCGCUGAAUUCUGGAUUGGUGCUGGUGAACAAGAUCGUUUAAAGGAUGAGCUGGCGCCAUACAUGCCUAAGAUUAUCCCGGUUCUCCUACAAAACAUGAUCUACGAUGAGGAAGAAGUGGCUCGCUUGAUGGAAGAGCAAGAUGAUGCCGAAACCGAGGAUCGCGCCGAGGAUCUGCGACCGCAAUUCGCCAAAUCGAAGGGCGAUCGUCUUAACACCUCCCGGCCUGGUGAUCAAGUGAAUGCAGUCCAAGAACUACAGACUGAGGACGAAUCCGACCUCAGUGAGGGCGAAAUAGAAGAUUCAGAAUUUGGAGACGAUCCUUCCGGUAACUGGACUUUGCGCAAGUGCUCUGCUGCUGCGCUCGAUGUUUUCUCCAACGUCUACCACGGUCCCGUGUUUGAAAUUAUACUGCCUUAUUUAAUGGAAACUUUGCGCCAUGAACAGUGGCCCAACCGCGAGGCAGCUGUUCUCACUUUGGGUGCCGUGGCAGAUGGCUGCAUGGAUGCAGUCACUCCCCACCUUCCACAACUCAUUCCCUAUCUGAUUUCCCUUCUUAACGACGCACAGCCCGUCGUUCGCCAAAUUACAUGCUGGUGUUUGGCCCGAUACUCCGGCUGGGCGGCACAACUCCGCGAGCCCGCCCAGAAAGCACAAUUCUUCGAGCCUAUGAUGGAGGGCAUCCUUCACCGCAUGCUUGAUAAUAACAAGAAGGUCCAAGAAGCUGCUGCGUCAGCUUUCGCUAGCUUGGAAGAGAAGUCAGACGAGAAUCUGGUGCCCUACUGUGAGCCUAUCCUGCGCCAGUUCGUCGCUUGCUUCGGCAAGUACAAAGAUCGUAACAUGUACAUCCUUUAUGAUUGUGUCCAAACUCUUGCCGAAUGUGUUAUGAGCGAGCUAGCUAAGCCAAAUCUGGUCGACAUCUUGAUGCCUGCCUUGAUUGGGCGCUACAACUCAGUCAGUGACGAUUCUCGAGAGCUCUUCCCGCUACUUGAAUGUCUUGGUUAUGUCGCAGCUGCCUACGGUGAUGCCUUUGCGCAAUUCGCGCCUCAUCUUUUCAAUCGAUGCAAGGCAAUCAUCUACGAUAACUUGAAGGCAUCGGUUCAAUCAUCUGGCAACGAUGCCUUUGACGAGCCAGAUAAAGACUUCCUCGUCACUAGUAUUGACCUCCUAAGUGCUAUCAUUCAAGCUAUUGACCCGCAAAAGAGCGGCGAACUUGUUGCAACCUCCAAGCCUCCAUUCUUUGAGCUCCUCUGCUACUGCAUGGAGGAUUCCAAUUACGAAGUUCGCCAGUCGACCUACGCUUUGCUCGGCGACUGUGCUAUCAGUAUCUUCCCGCAUCUAGAGCCCUUCAUUCCUAACAUCAUGCCGAUCCUUAUCAAGCAGCUAGACCUAGAUUUGAUCCGCGAUGACGAUCGCCACACAGGAUUCAGCGUCUUGAACAACGCCUGCUGGUCUUGUGGUGAAAUUGCCGUUCACGAAAAUUCUCCUCUCGCUCCCUACGUUACCCAGCUUUAUCAAGGGCUGAUCACUAUUAUCACGAAUGAGGAGAUUAUCGACUCGGUGAACGAGAACGCUGCGAUGGCGUUGGGACGGCUGGGUUUCUGCUGUGCAGAUCAAAUUGCCCCCAAUUUGGGCGAAUUCUCAGAGCCGUUCUUGAAAUCAAUGGAUAAGAUCGAUUUCACCCGGGAGAAGGCUUCGGCCUUCUUGGGCUUCAAUCAGAUUGUCAUGAAGAACCCUCAGGCGAUGGAGUCGAGCUUGCUCGACUACUUCUCUGCCAUCGCCUCCUUCCCGGCCCGGUCACUGGCCCAAGAAGAAUAUCGGGACAUCCAGAUUUCAUUCCAGCAGGUUCUUCAGGGAUACAAGAAUUUGAUCCCUAACUUUGGCGAUUUCCUCGGCCAGCUGCCCCCUGCUGCGGCCCAAACUCUGCGCACGGUGUACCAGAUCUAA
Molecule: messenger RNA, 2814 nt
Organism: Penicillium soppii
Lineage: Eukaryota; Fungi; Ascomycota; Eurotiomycetes; Eurotiales; Aspergillaceae
Product: putative importin beta-2 subunit
Exons: 3
Coding region: 1-2814 (937 amino acids)
Biological process (GO): protein import into nucleus
Cellular component (GO): nucleus; cytoplasm
Molecular function (GO): small GTPase binding; nuclear import signal receptor activity
Source: RefSeq, a predicted model, not a curated record